Molecule: messenger RNA, 1794 nt
Organism: Nerophis lumbriciformis (worm pipefish)
Lineage: Eukaryota; Metazoa; Chordata; Actinopteri; Syngnathiformes; Syngnathidae
Source: RefSeq, a predicted model, not a curated record
AUGGUGAAACACCAACCCUUACAGGUCUAUGAGAAGCAAGUGCUUGUGUCCAUUGUCACUGGCAUCUAUGGUUGCCGUUGGAAACGCUACCAGCGGUCCCAAGACGACAGCUCCAGGUGGGAGUGUUUGUGGUUCAUCAUCUUGUGUAGCUCCUUUCUCUUGCUUCUUUGUUGGUCCUACUUCUGGUUGGUGGCUCAAAAUGAUUUCGAUGAGUUCAACUGGUCAGUGUACAACCGGUCUGGAGAAUGGAGGGAUGAGACUGUCCCCAUCCUUGCAAGCACCACCGUGGGGUUCAGCUAUAUUUCAAUCUUGAUGAUCUUGGCAUUUUUCCACAUAUCUUUAGGACAACAGCUUAAUCUCUACUGGCUUCACAAGAUCGGUGUGCUGGCUACACUCUUCACUACUAUCUCUGGUGUUAUCUCUGUUGAUGACAUAUGGGCAGAGGAGUGGGACAUCCUGCUAGUGUCCCUCCAGUCCACAGCACCCUUUUUGCACAUAGGUGCUCUGACAACAGUCACAGCGCUGAGCUGGCUGGUCGCUGGUUAUGUGGUCCGCAGAGAGAGAUCUAAUUUCCAGAUGAUGGUGUUAAUCACCUACAUAAUCAUCCUCAUGGCCCUUUAUGUGGCACCGCUGUCAUUUUCCUGCCCCUGUGUGAUGGACAGCCGUAUCCUCAAACCUCGACCAGACGUCAUUGGCCGACGAGGAGCUCCUAUGCUGGCCCCGGAAAACACUAUGGUGUCCUUCAACAGAGCCUUACAGCAUGGAGCCAGCUCCCUGGAAGCUGACGUCACCCUCAGUGUGGACGCGGUUCCAUUCCUCAUGCGGGAUCGCACCUUGAGACGAACCACCGAUGUUAGCUCAGUCUUUCCUGAAAGGCAGCAUGAAGAUGCCUCUUUGUUCAACUGGACUGAGUUACGUUCGCUCAAUGCUGGUCGAUGGUUUCUAGAGAGGGAUCCCUACUGGACAGUUGCAACAUUAACUGCAAGGGACCGUAGCAGAAUAGGCAAUCAGACGGUUUGCGGUCUGUUGGAAAUGCUACGUUUGGCAGUCAGAGCCAACAGCUCCGUGCUGCUAAAUAUCCGGAGGCCCCCUGCAGGCCACCCUCGCUUCCGGAGUUGGUUUACGGACACCAUGUGGGCUGUGCAGAAAGCGGGUAUUUCCCAAAGGAGGGUGACAUGGACCCCCGACACAGACAGGGGGAGAGUUCGGGGUUUUCAGCAGACCACAAAUGAGAAACUGUCAGUGACAGAGAUACGGCGGCGGGGCAUUACAAGCUUGACCCUCCACUACAGCAAGGCCAGCCCAAAAGAUAUACAGGAGUAUCUGGCCAAUAAUGUGAGUGUGACAGUCUACCCAGUCAAUGAGCCAUGGCUCUAUUCACUCCUUUGGUGUAUUGGGGUGCCUUCUGUGUCCUCCGAUGCUCCCCAAGUCCUCCGAAAGGUGCCUUAUCCCAUCUGGCUCAUGAGUCAGAAUGCUUAUAGCUUCAUCUGGAUUGCCUCAGAUCUCGUCUCAAUUGCCGUAGUCAUGGGAAUCUUCAGUUUUCAGAACUAUCAUAUGAUCAGGUGGAGGAUGAGUGGGAUGCAGAACUGUAACCCUGAACAGAUCAUGCUUAGUGCUGUUGCUCAUCGGUCUAAUCGGGAUGUCAACAUAAUGAAGGAGAAGCUCAUUGUUUCAGAACUUAACAAUGGGCUAAGUAGUACAGAGGAGCUGUCACUGUUUCCCAAGAAUGGCAACGCAAGAUAUUGUCAUGGAGACCUGAGACCAUCAUUUCACAAGGAACAAACGGGGUGUUAG